Molecule: messenger RNA, 378 nt
Organism: Malassezia restricta
Lineage: Eukaryota; Fungi; Basidiomycota; Malasseziomycetes; Malasseziales; Malasseziaceae
Product: protein of unknown function (DUF423)
Exons: 3
Coding region: 1-378 (125 amino acids)
Source: RefSeq, a predicted model, not a curated record
AUGUCGUGGAUCUCUGCCAUUGGAGCUGCAUCUGGCGCGCUGUCCGUGACGCUAGGUGCUAUUGGUGCUCAUGCACUUAAGGAUAAGCUAACACCUGACCAAAUGAACAGAUGGCAAAUUGCCAACAAGUAUCAUAUGGUACAUUCCGCUGCCCUGAUGGCCAUUGCAUGGUCUCGUCCAUUGACUGGCGCAGCUUACUACGGCGCAUGCGGCCUAAUUGCAGGCAUAACCCUGUUUAGUGGCAUAAUUUACGCUAUGUGCGUUUUGCCACCUGCGAGCCCUUUGCGCAAGUUUGGCAUGCUGGGUCCAUUCGGUGGCACUUCUUUCAUCAUCGGAUGGCUCUUGCUUGCAUACUCCCAAAUUCCCGCCAGGCUUUAG